Theileria orientalis strain Shintoku is the source of this 114-nucleotide messenger RNA. RefSeq lists its product as hypothetical. NCBI's taxonomy places the organism in Eukaryota, Apicomplexa, Aconoidasida, Piroplasmida, Theileriidae. The transcript has a single exon. The coding region runs from base 1 to 114 and encodes 37 amino acids. The record is from RefSeq and is a predicted model, not a curated record.
AUGCCUAGAAACUCACCUAUUUUAACCCUUAACACCUCCUUUUCAAGAAAACAAACUCCGUCGACAGUGUCUACAGACCUUACUCAUUAUAUUUGUCCAAAAAUACACGUUUAA